Messenger RNA from Notolabrus celidotus (New Zealand spotty), 3208 nucleotides. RefSeq names its product norrin cystine knot growth factor NDP (gene ndp). The record is from RefSeq and is a predicted model, not a curated record. Gene Ontology annotation, biological process: Wnt signaling pathway. The coding region runs from base 1997 to 2422 and encodes 141 amino acids. NCBI's taxonomy places the organism in Eukaryota, Metazoa, Chordata, Actinopteri, Labriformes, Labridae. The transcript is spliced from 6 exons.
AGAAUGGAAUGGGAUGAAACAAAGAGAAUAGACUGGGAUGGAACAAAGAGAAUGGAAUGGGAUGGAACAAAGAGAAUGGAAUGGGAUGGAACAAAGAGAAUGGAAUGGGAUGGAACAAAGAGAAUAGACUGGGAUGGAACAAAGAGAAUGGAAUGGGAUGGAACAAAGAGAAUAGACUGCGAUGGAACAAAGAGAAUGGAAUGGGAUGGAACAAAGAGAAUGAAAUGGGAUGGAACAAAGAGAAUGGAAUGGGAUGGAACAAAGAGAAUAGACUGGGAUGGAACAAAGAGAAUGGAAUGGGAUGGAACAAAGAGAAUGGAAUGGGAUGGAACAAAGAGAAUAGACUGCGAUGGAACAAAGAGAAUGGAAUGGGAUGGAACAAAGAGAAUAGAAUGGGAUGGAACAAAGAGAAUAGAAUGGGAUGGAACAAAGAGAAUAGAAUGGAAAAUAGAGAAUAGACAUGGAUAUUUUUGUGCGCUACUUAAAUAUAAUGUGAUUUAUUUGAAGAUUAGCCUAACAGCAUUUAUUGCUAAUUUUACGACACAUUCAGAAAGUGAUUCUUGGUUUUACUCUCUUUGUUUCAGUCCGACCACACGAGCUCGUAGAUGUCUGAGGGUUUCCUGACGCUGGAUUUUGUUACUCUUGAAAAUAUAUCUUGGAAACGUUCUUGUUCCGUCGGGGAUAAUUUCACAUAUUUAAGUUCAACUUCUAUCAGCAGUUUUUAUUGUUUUUGAGAGACGACUUUUUGCACUUAAUUUGUCAGAGAAGUGUUUUUACUGAAGAUUAAUUUCUUUCUUUAAGUGAGCCAAUCUCAUUUCAAACACAUUUAGUUAAUAUGCACAAACUGCUCUUUCUCCUUCAGGAUGUGUAACCUUGUUUUAAGACUCCUGGCCAAGCCUGUGAUAUCAUUUCAAUCGCUGGCAAUUUUUCCUACAAACUAAGUAGAUAAUUCUGUUUCAGACAAAUACAUCUGGUAAAUUUAAUCACCUUUUCCCCUUAUUUUAAGUAUUAUUUCCCUGAUUUCAUUGCUGUUUUUAGGUGUUAUUUUAACUGACUUGGAUGCAACCUGAGCUGCAGCUUUAACACUCAGGGCCCACAAUGCUAACAGGCACUUACACACCUCUAAAUGACCGUGCAGGUUAAAAUUUUGACAAACAGAGGAGGAGUUAAUCUCUUAAAAUCAGCCUAACGCUGUCGACAGCUGUCACAUUACGACAACAUUACUUUCCUCUGUGUUUCCCUCCGUUUAGUCACCACGGCUGCAGAGAGAGAAAAGUUUUUACAAGAUGUCAGAACGCUGCUUUAACAGCAGUUUGUCAUCUCGCUGUAUCCCCUCUCCUCCCCUGCUCUCCCCCUCUCCUCACCCCUCCCUCCCCUCCCUGCAUAUGGGAUUCACAUUUGGCUUCAGCGAACAUUUUCUUAAUGUGAUAUUAUGAUACAUUAUCUGAAGCCAUUCACUGCCUGUCACCACCUCUCAUGUGGACUGGAGCUGAGCGGGGCCAGAGGAGAGGCGGUCACAUUGUGUCCAGGAGCCUGUUGGUGCUGGAGACGUUUUCACCCUCUCCUGCUGCCGGCUGUAAAUCGCCUCUGUCGAAGUGUUUUAAGGCAAAGAACAUCGAAUCCAUGGAGUGCCUCGAAACCAAGACACAGGAUCUCUUCCAUUUCUUAAGAUGUGGAGGAUCUCCCAGCCCAGAAGUCUCUGCUACAUUAACUCUACGUCCAACACAGAUGUCCCCAUUAAGAGACGACUGCUGAGACUGUGGGGGAUGGAGCGCCUCGACGAAGACACCCUCCUACAACCCGUCUCCCCACAACUCGAUGACCUUGAGCUGGAAAUACGAGAUAAAGACAAAUAAAUAAAAGAAAGACGACGUUUGGGAAAGAGCCCGGAGCGGACGCAUAAAACAGGAAGAUAAAAUAAAAGAGGACAGAGACAGAGAGGAGGUGAAGUUUCGGACACUCCUGAGGGAGCCAGAGCCUCGGGGCGGUCCCCAUCAUGUCGCUCUCCGUCGGUCCCCCUUCGGGCCUGCUGCUGGUUCUGAUGUGCUGCCCCCUGCUGGGCCUGGUCCAGUCUGCAAGUAGCAACAAGGCGAGCGAUAACACACACCCACACCUGGGGGACUCCGAUCCUGAGCGCUGCAUGAGGCACCACUUUGUGGAGACCAUCACACACCCCAUUUAUAAAUGCAACUCCAAGAUGGUUCUGCUGGCUCGCUGUGAGGGUCACUGCAGCCACACCACCCGCUCCGACCCCCUCAUCUCCUUCAGCUCGGUGCUCAAGCAGCCCUUCAAGAGCACCUGCUCCUGCUGCCGGCCGCACACCUCCAAGCUGAAGGCGGUGAGGCUGCGCUGCGCCGGCGGGACGCGCAUCACCGCCACAUACAGAUACAUCCUGGCCUGCAACUGUGAGGAGUGCAGCUGAGCAGGACGCAGCUUCCUCUCCUCCCACACCCUCGAGACUCUAAAGGAGCAGAUCCCGUUGGCCUCACGCCGGGCUCUAAAGCGUUCCAGAGGUUUGAAUAUUGGACCAGAGAACUUAACAUGCUUGUUGUUUUCUUGAAGAGACAGUUUGGAGCACUCGCACCUCCCUCCCUCGCUCACUCGCUCCCUCGCUCGCUCCCACAGAACACAAUCCCCUCUCCUUUCAGUACCAAGCAUUUCUCUCCAGGCCAGACACCACAAACUGCUGCUCCCAUGGGAACCUCCUCACAGCGGAGACGCUCAUUACAGGCCUCUGUAAUCCAUAACACACAUGCUCACAAACCGCAGAGGUCCUUACGAGUAUCUGUGAGGACUCUCUGCCAGCAGCUUCAUAAAAACCACAGCAGAGCAUCCGACAACACAAGGCCGGGCGAGGACGACGCAGAGAAGCACCUGCACCACGUUUACUCACCUAAUAAUGUUUGACACGCUACCUGCAGACUCUGAUCCCAGCGUGUGAGACGGGAGGACGAGGCGAGACGAGGCGAGACGAGGAGGCCGAGGUUAAAGACUGUCAGAGAGCGUCAGUGUUCAUUUCCUGUGUAGUCUUUGUGAAUCUCUGUAGCUUCUGUCGCUUGGUGAUGACAUGUUCGGUGUUUGGACACGCUCUGCAUCGGUCUGUAAAUCCUGUUUGCACACACUCUGCAGAAUAUAACUCAUUCAGUCUGUGUUUGUGCCAGCUCAUGAAACAGUUUAUCUGAAUAAAGAAAUGAACAACUCACCGCAA